UCACAAAAAAGCCCUAAAAUUUCUUUCUUCGAAACUUCUUCUUUCGUAAAUUCAAACCAACAACCAUUGACUUGAUUGAAACUGAAAACGACAUAGUUCGUACACCUACCUUCACGAUUUUCAUGGGUUCAUGGAUUGUAAUUGUACCGCCAAAGAUACCGGCCAAAAAUCCAAGUGGCACACGACGCAAUGGGAAAAUUCCUUACAAUUCGCAUUCACCUCCGGGAAAAAAAAAAGCGGAAAUUUUUUUUUUCAAAGUCCAAAUUCUAUUGUCCACGUGAAUUGAGUAGACAUCUCCAAAUUCUCCACUCAACGGCUACAUAAAGCGAAGCAACGGCACUCUCACUUACAUGUUAUCGUGUUGGGAAAGAUCUAUAACUGAGAGCUAAAAGAGCGAUGUCGCAAAUUCAAGUAACGAUGGAAGUCGGAAAAGACGGCGUUGCAGUUAUCACCAUCUCUAAUCCUCCCGUUAACGCCUUAGCUCUUCCCAUACUUACUGGAUUGAAGGAGAACUUCCAUGAGGCGGCGAGGAGAAGCGAUGUUAAAGCUAUUGUUUUAACCGGCAGGGGAGGAAGGUUUUCUGGUGGUUUUGAUAUCAAUAUUUUCCAGAAAGUUCACGGAACCGGUGAUGCAUCAAUUAUACCCGAUGUAUCUGUUGACCUUGUCGUUAAUGCUAUUGAAGAUUGCAAGAAGCCUAUUGUGGCAGCUGUUGAGGGAUUGGCUCUUGGAGGUGGCUUAGAAUUGGCAAUGGGUUGCCAUGCACGUGUUGCUGCCCCUAGAGCUCAACUUGGCUUGCCAGAAUUGUCACUUGGAGUGAUUCCUGGGUUUGGAGGUACACAACGUCUUCCAAGGCUUGUAGGGCUGUCAAAGGCUAUUGAAAUGAUGCUGUUAUCCAAACCAACGAUGUCUGAAGAAGGGAAAAAGCUAGGUCUUAUUGAUGCUAUUGUCCCUUCUGAAGAGUUGCUGAAAGUUUCUCGCACAUGGGCAUUAGAAAUUGCAGAGAGACGUAAACCAUGGGUACGUUCCCUCCACAGAACGGACAAGAUUGGAUCCCUCUCUGAAGCACAGGAGGUGUUAAGAAUUGCAAGACAACAAGCCAAAAUGACCGCCCCAAAUUUGCCUCAGCAUCAGGCCUGUCUAGAUGUAAUUGAGGAGGGCAUUGUCCGUGGGGGAUAUAACGGAGUUCUAAAGGAGGAAAAAGUUUUUAAGGAAUUAAUCCUUUCAGACACUGCAAAAGGUCUCGUUCAUGUCUUUCUUGCCCAGCGUGCUACAUCAAAGGUGCCAAAUGUUACUGAUGUUGGUCUAAAACCAAGGCAAACAAAGAAAGUUGCCAUUAUUGGUGGAGGCCUAAUGGGUUCUGGAAUAGCUACGGCUCUUAUAGUGAGCAAUAUAUUUGUUGUUCUCAAGGAAGUUAAUUCUGAAUAUCUCCUGAAGGGGAUAAAAACGAUAGAAGCGAAUGUUCGAGGUUUAGUAUCUAGAGGAAAAUUGACAAAGGAUGAGGCAGAAAGAGCUCUCUCAAUGCUUAAAGGAGUUUUGGAUUACUCUGAAUUUAAAGAUGUAGACAUGGUAAUUGAGGCUGUUAUUGAAAAUGUCCCUUUAAAGCAAAAAAUAUAUAGUGAGAUAGAGAAGGCUUGCCCUCCUCACUGCAUUUUGGCAACAAACACAUCCACUAUUGACCUCAAUUUAAUUGGAGAAAAAAUAAAAUCACAAGAUCGUGUUAUAGGAGCUCACUUUUUCAGUCCUGCCCAUGUGAUGCCUCUUUUGGAGAUUGUACGAGCACAAAAAACUUCCCCACAAGUAAUUCUUGAUCUCAUGACAGUUGGGAAAACAAUAAAGAAAGUUCCUGUUGUGGUUGGUAAUUGCACCGGCUUUGCAGUCAAUCGGACAUUUUUCCCCUACACACAAGGUGCACAUUUAUUGGUCAGUUUAGGUGUCGACGUGUUCAGAAUUGACAGGGUGAUCAGCAAUUUUGGCCUUCCUAUCGGUCCUUUCCGGCUUCAAGACUUAUCUGGCUACGGGGUGGCCUUGGCAGUUGGGAAAGAAUUUGCAAAUGCAUUCCCAGAUCGAAUAUUCAAAUCUUCGUUGGUUGAACUUUUGGUUAAAAAUGGACGAAAUGGGAAAAACAAUGGGAAAGGAUACUAUAUUUAUGAGAAGGGAAGCAAGCCAAAGCCUGAUCCUUCAGUGUUACCUAUUAUUGAGGAGUUUAGACAGCAUACCAAAAAAAUGCCAGGUGGAAAGCCUAUAUCAAUUACUGAUAAUGAAAUUCUGGAGAUGAUACUCUUCCCAGUAGUUAAUGAGGCAAGCCGGGUUCUUGAUGAAGGAGUCGUGGUUCGAGCAGCAGACCUUGACAUUGCAUCUGUUCUUGGAAUGAGCUUCCCAUCUUAUCGCGGUGGUAUAGUGUUUUGGGCAGAUACGGUUGGGGCAAAUCAUGUAUAUAAAAGUUUAAAGAAGUGGUCAGAAAUGUAUGGUGGCUUCUAUAAACCAUCAAAGUAUUUGGAAGAAAGAGCCAUUAAGGGCAUCCCAUUGAGUGCAGGAGCAACAUCAUCUCCAUCAUCAAAGUCGAGGCUCUAGGCUAAUAAAAUUUCAAAAUUCACCCUCAUUAAAACCAACAGAAAGAGUUUGGUUUCAUAAAGAAAUAUUAUAUAUGCCUGUCGUCAUUCUCCGAGAAACUCCAACAUAAUUGUUGAAAUGAAAGCAAUAAAUUUAUGGGCUACUUGCUGUAAGGAUUGAUAGACUAACUCGGAGUAGGAUGGGUCCAAUAAUGUUUUGGGAGCCCAUCCAAUGCAGUAAGAAGUGCUCUAAUUCCCGCAUCCUAUUCCUAUUCUUAUUCCUGUUCCUAUUCUACGCACUAGUUUUAGCUAUAACUAGAAAUAUUAUAUAUGCCUGUCGUCCUCCUAUUUCCUUUUGUCAUUCUCCGAGAAGCUCCGACACAAUUGUUGAAAUGAAAGCAAUAAAUUUAUGGUUCAAUAAUAGUAUGCUAUAAGGACUGAUAGACUCUAACUCCAACAUAAUUGUUGAAAUGAAAGCAAUAAAUUUGUGGCCUACUU
This is a messenger RNA of Durio zibethinus, 3047 nucleotides long. Its product is annotated as peroxisomal fatty acid beta-oxidation multifunctional protein AIM1-like. The record is from RefSeq and is a predicted model, not a curated record. NCBI's taxonomy places the organism in Eukaryota, Viridiplantae, Streptophyta, Magnoliopsida, Malvales, Malvaceae. Gene Ontology annotation, molecular function: NAD+ binding; (3S)-3-hydroxyacyl-CoA dehydrogenase (NAD+) activity. Gene Ontology annotation, cellular component: peroxisome. Gene Ontology annotation, biological process: fatty acid beta-oxidation.